AUGUCUCUGCGCAACUUGUCCGUCGUCCGCCUCUUUGCGCUGGUCGCAAUCGUAUCACACCUGCUCAUCGCCGUCGUCGAAGCUCACGGCUACGUCACCGCGCCCGCAUCGCGCGCCUACUUCUGCAAGACCGGAAAGGCCAAAGACUGCGGCGAGAUCCAGUACGAACCCCAGUCCGUCGAAGCUCCCAAGGGCCUUCCCUUUGCACGCAACGCCGACGCCAAACUCUGCUCAGCCGGUCUGACCCAGUUUGCGCAACUCGACCGUCAGGGCGCCAAGGUCUGGCCCACCACAAAGGCCGCCGAUGUCCACUCCUUCUCCUGGACUUUCACCGCACAGCACGCCACCACCAACUUUCGCUACUUUAUCACGCGCCCGGACUGGGACGCUUCCUCCACCAAAGGUCUUACCGCCAACGACCUCGAGUCCGACCCGUUCCUCACCGUCGCCAUGAACGGCAAAGCUCCCCCCGCCACCAUGAAGCACGACCUCUCCAAAAGUAUGCCCACACGCACCGGCCACCACAUCGUCUACGCCGUAUGGACCGUCGACAACACCGCCAACGCAUUCUACCAGUGCAUCGACCUCGACUUUGGCGGGUCCCAUUCCAACUCCAACUUUCCCGACGUCGGAUCAACUAGUCCGCAAUCCAGCUCGACCCCCAAGCCCGCUGCCGCAGCCCCCUCCUCCUCUGCUAGCUCCUCUUCAACGAGCAGCGCGUCCAACUCCAACUCCAACUCGGCCGCAUCCAGCUCCAAUUCGUCCGCAUCCAGCGCAUCCACCCCGGCCUCGACAUCCAACACCGACCACCGCAACCACUCGGUCAAGUCCAAGUCGUGCCGCCUCAAGAAGCGCCGCCAACCCAACUCCUCAGCCCUCGCUGCACGCGCCGACUACCGUCGCCAGCCGAUGCGAAUGCUCAAAAGGCGAUCCGCCUGA
Molecule: messenger RNA, 939 nt
Organism: Moesziomyces aphidis
Lineage: Eukaryota; Fungi; Basidiomycota; Ustilaginomycetes; Ustilaginales; Ustilaginaceae
Source: the annotation of a GenBank genome assembly